Lutra lutra (Eurasian river otter) is the source of this 1394-nucleotide messenger RNA. It is a transcript of the gene EBAG9, whose product is annotated as estrogen receptor binding site associated antigen 9. Gene Ontology annotation, cellular component: secretory granule. NCBI's taxonomy places the organism in Eukaryota, Metazoa, Chordata, Mammalia, Carnivora, Mustelidae. The record is from RefSeq and is a predicted model, not a curated record. The transcript has 7 exons. The coding region runs from base 41 to 967 and encodes 308 amino acids.
ACUGCGCCUGGGAGCGGGCCCCGGGCGUGCAGCCCUCAUCAUGCCGCGCUCACGCGUGGGAGACACGCCUGUGGGACGGGGGCGCAGAAACCCUCCAGUCCCGGAAUGGGCCUCCAGCAGGGAAAUUUGCUUGUCCUUCGUGGCCCUCCUUCACAGGCCUUGCUCCUUCCCAGAUUUUUACAAAAUCCAAAUUCCAACCUAUCCUGAGCCCACCUCCAGCUAUUUAGAGCGUUUCACAGAGCGCCGAGUGCAUGGCGUCGGAUUGUGUAACCUGAAAACGCUCUUGCCUUUUUUCUCAUCUGUACAGUGGGUUUUGAUUCCCACCAUGGCUAUCACACAGUUUCGAUUAUUUAAAGUUUGCACCUGCCUUGCAACAGUGUUCUCAUUCCUAAAGAGGUUAAUAUGCAGAUCUGGCAGAGGACGGAAAUUAAGUGGAGACCAAAUAACUCUGCCAACUACAGUUGAUUAUUCAUCAGUUCCUAAACAGACCGAUGUUGAAGAGUGGACUUCCUGGGAUGAAGAUGCUCCCACAAGUGUAAAGAUUGAAGGAGGCAAUGGGAAUGUAGCAACACAACAAAAUGCUUUGGAACAACUAGAACCUGACUAUUUUAAGGACAUGACACCAACUAUAAGGAAAACUCAGAAAAUCAUUAUUAAGAAGAGGGAACCAUUAAAUUUUGGCAUCCCAGAUGGUAGCACAGGUUUCUCUAGUAGAUUAGCAGCUACACAGGAUAUGCCUUUUAUUCAUCAAUCUCCUGAAUUAGGUGACUUAGAUACCUGGCAGGAAAAUACCAACGCAUGGGAAGAAGAAGAAGAUGCGGCCUGGCAAGCAGAAGAAGUUCUGAGGCAGCAGAAGAUAGCAGACAGAGAAAAGAGAGCAGCAGAACAACAAAGGAAGAAAAUGGAGAAGGAGGCACAGCGGCUAAUGAAAAAGGAACAGAACAAAAUUGGCGUGAAGCUUUCAUAACGGAUGUCCUUCACAUGUCAUAGUGCCAGUAGGAGAGAUAUGAGCUCCACAAUUCAAGCAACAUUUAUAUGGAUUUAAGACUAUUUUCAGAAUACAAACACAUUGCUUGAUUUUAAUGCAUUCAUCAGACCAUCUAGGAGACCAGGAUUCUCUCAAAGUACCUUGAGCUCUUGUGAUUGAGACUCAAAAAAACAAAGACCUAUGAGGCAAUAUUUUUUUCAACAUGCUCCAAGUGUACGACAAUUGUUUGCUGUAGAGAAAUUAUUACAAAUGGAAUAUACCAGUACCUCUUCUAGCUAGUGUUUCUAGCUAAAUAAAUGGGUGUAAAUAAUUUUAUGGUGGGAAAGAACUCUGCUCUCUAUAAUGCUUUCCUUCAUUGUGCAUAAUGAUAAAAUAAAUAAUUUUAAAUAUUCCUUUGUUUCCAUGA